AUGCCGACCUGCACUUUUGUAACAGGUAACCCGAACAAGGUGCGCGAGGUGCGUGCGAUCCUGGGCACCACGAUCCCUGUUGAGAGUGUGGCAUUGGAUAUCCCCGAGAUCCAGGGCACGCUGGAAGAAAUCGCGCGAGACAAGUGCCGACGGGCGGCGAUGAUUGUCGAUGGCCCCGUUGUCGUGGAAGACUCCGCGUUGGAGUUUCGCGCGAUGAACGGAUUUCCCGGUCCUUAUAUUAAGGAUUUCUUGGAGUCUAUUGGCAAUGAUGGACUCAAUCGAUUGCUGCUGCCCUACGACGAUAAACAUGCAGAGGCUGUAUGCACGGUCGCCUUUACUGCAGGACCGGCUAUGGAGCCGCUACUUUUCCAGGGCCGACUGAAAGGCCAAAUUGUGCCUGCGCGUGGCCCUCCUAGAUUCGGAUGGGAGCCAAUAUUCGAGCAUCAAAGAGAAACGCUGGCUGAGAUGGAACACGAGAAAAAGAACCGACUCUCGCACCGCUACCAAGCGCUGUUUCAAUUCCAGGCCUGGCUGGCUCAGGAUGACAACCGAGCUACUUACCUCCCGGAGUCUCAAUUCCAGUCCUAG
Messenger RNA from Penicillium alfredii, 588 nucleotides. RefSeq names its product non-canonical purine NTP pyrophosphatase. Gene Ontology annotation, biological process: nucleoside triphosphate catabolic process. Gene Ontology annotation, cellular component: cytoplasm. Gene Ontology annotation, molecular function: nucleoside triphosphate diphosphatase activity. The transcript is spliced from 6 exons. Bases 1 to 588 code for a protein of 195 amino acids. Lineage: Eukaryota; Fungi; Ascomycota; Eurotiomycetes; Eurotiales; Aspergillaceae. The record is from RefSeq and is a predicted model, not a curated record.